Prinia subflava (tawny-flanked prinia) is the source of this 2306-nucleotide messenger RNA. RefSeq names its product chromosome 5 C14orf180 homolog (gene C5H14orf180). NCBI's taxonomy places the organism in Eukaryota, Metazoa, Chordata, Aves, Passeriformes, Cisticolidae. The coding region runs from base 676 to 1047 and encodes 123 amino acids. The transcript is spliced from 6 exons. The record is from RefSeq and is a predicted model, not a curated record. Gene Ontology annotation, cellular component: plasma membrane.
CCAGCAGUUAUCGAAGUUGGUUUCCCUGUGAAAGCUGUGCUCAGUUAUCAGAUUCUGUUAUUCAGUACACAGAUCCCUCCUUUCCAGCAAGCAUCCUUUCAGGAGGUGCUUUCAAAGCUUUCGGGCUCUCCCAGUGAUAGCUCUGCUUUUCUUUCACAGCAAUUACAGUCUCUUCAUUUAAUUUCAAUGGAAACUUUCUUGUUUUAGACCUUGCCCAUGUAGCUGAAUGCUCAUCUCUGGAUCUUAUUUCCAGUCCUCAGGAGGACCGGUUUUGAUGACCUAGUCUGAUUACAGCAUCUUUGACAGCUUUAAAGGAAUUUGCCCUGGGGAAGAGGACAGCUGCUGCCCCAAUGAGGGAUUUUUCUGAGCAGGCCUCCCGAGCCAGACAUGUCAGUGUGAGAUGCUACCUACGUUUUUCAUCGUGACCAACAGGUUGUUAAACUACAGUCAAAAGCACUUAGGAAGAAUGGAACUGUCCCUGUCAUGAGAAUUGAACUCCUGACAUCUUUAUCCACUGAAACUUGAGUGCCCAGCCAUCCUAGAUAUCUUGAAAUAACUUCUGUGGAACACUUGCAGGACUUGCAGGACACAGCAGAGAGGGGAUUUUGGGAGCAUUCCACAAGGCCUGCAGCUGUAAGCUGGUUUCAGCAUGAGGAAAAGCCCUCCAUCACCCCAAUGCACAGGAAAGAGAAGGCAGAUGACAGUAGCUAUCCUCCUUCCAUACUGAGGAAAAGGCCACCUGUGGACCAAGCUGUGGGGGAAAAGCGGAGAGCAGAGAGAAGGGUUCGCUUUCGUGAGCCAGAGGAAGUCAUUGAACACGUCAUUUCCUGCUGUGACUACGUAGUGGAUGACAGGACAUCAUCUGGGUUGCCUGUGCUCCUGUGGCUCUCGUUCUGUGCAGUGCUGAUCCUUGCUGUGAGUCUCUACUACACCAGCAUGAAGCAAGAUGUCAAAGUCCUGGAGGAAUUUCAAUCCCGACUUGUCAUCUUCUCCCUCCAUAUAAGACACGCUGCUCAGAGGUGCUGGACUUGGUUUAUGAGGCAGUAGCAGUGUCCUGCAGCCUGACCCUGCUCAGAAACACCAGAGCAAAGCUCCCAGUGCACUGCAGCCACAUGCAAGGAACACAUGAGCAUCCACCUCAAAGAGCAAGAGAAUCACCCCUGCUGUGCACACCCAGCAAACACUUGUUCUCCUUUUUCCUUCUUUGUUAUUUUGUUGUGUUUUGUUUUGUUUUUUCACAUCAAUGAACAUUCAUACUAAUGCCCUGAGGUCCCACCAAACUCAUGCUCCAACACCCUUAACAACAAGGGAUUUUGUUCCCCAGAGUUCUUAAGCUGCUGAUAUGAGGAGCAAAAGCAGAGAGGGAAAUACAUUGAUUUGUGCAGGCAGCAGCAAGCUCUGAAGAAAAGCCUUGUGUGUCUCAGGUCAAGGCUUCAGAUACCAAACCAUCUUCCUCCUUGAGUCUCCUAAGAAUUAUUUUGCAAAAGUUAAAAUAAAGCUGAGCUAUUGCACAGACACUGCUCUGGUGGCCAAAGGCUUGGCAAGCUGCUAUAUUUAUACACCUGAAAUGAUUAUUAGUAAAAUCCCAGCAAAUGGCUUUCUUGUUUCCUUUCAUGGGUUUUUUUUUCCCUCCGUGGGCAAAAGCUGGUUCUUAAUGCUUCACUUGAUUCCCAGGUGUGAAAAAGAACAGGGAAACUCAUUUAAUAAGAAAAUAGUUUAUUUGCCUAACAUAAUAAAUAGCAUAAUUGAAACCCAGGUUAAUCAUCAAAUCCGUAGUUUAAUGUGCUGGGUUUGUUUCAGUCCAUAAACCCCACGGGGUGACAUGCAAGAUUUAUGAAAGUGCUUGUAUUCAGACAGAGGUUAGGCCUGGGUGUUAAAGGCCUUUUAUCAUGGUAGUAUGGUCUGUUUAUGAAGGUGUUGGAUGUAUAAAUUCCUUUAUCACUCCAUUGUCCCACCAUCCAAUGCAUUUGUCAGAAAGGAAUCCUUUUAAUGGAGAUCAUGUGAAACAGUCCUCUGGGUAUCUGAGAGGAGAACAACUGAGUGUUCAUGAGCUUCAAAGAACCAGCACAACCAGAUUUUAGACCUUAGAUUCUGCCCAGGUAGCACCUGAUGUGUGCUUGGGGUUAUUUUUUAUGGUAACAUUGACAUCAGAGCCUGUAAGCGCUGAAGUAAAAGUAAAAGGGGGGAAAAAAAGGAGGAAUGCUCCAGUGAAGAUGAAGAGAUGUCUGCAGGACCUUGGCUUAAUUCCCCCUGCCAUGGCAAUCAUCAAAAAGAGAAAAUGGUGCUUUAUUUUUAGGUUUUUUUUU